UAAAUGCCUUCCAUUAUCUCUCUUCUCUUCUCCUCUCCUCUCCAGCUAGCAAACCUCUCUCUAAAAAUAUCCUAAAAUAGGAAAAUUAGAACUCCCCAAUAUCCAGCUUCAUUCUUCCAUGAAACGAAAUUAUGAAUCUUUCUCCAUCUAAUCAUGGACUCCACUUCUCACAAGGAUUACUACAAGAUCUUACAAGUAGAUUAUGAUGCAACUGACGAAAAUAUCCGAUUGAAUUACCGCAAGCUCGCUUUGAAAUGGCAUCCUGACAAACACAAGGGUGAUGUUGCUGCCACCGCUAUAUUUCAAGAAAUUAAUGAAGCUUAUUCUGUGUUAAGUGAUCCGGAUAAGAGACUCGAGUAUGAUUUGAAUGGAAACUAUGAGAUUGAUAAGUACACCCUACGGGAGUAUUUAUCGAGAUUCAAAGGAAUGAUACUCACCUGUAAUGGUCUUGGCAUCAGCCAAACAUCAAAAUGGUCACAGACACUUGUGGAACUUAAUGAUUUAAAAGAAAAUUGAGGUUUGGAGAGAGUCAUUUUAUUUCUUCACCAUUCUCCAUCUCAAUAUUCUUGUCUGUUAACAUUAAGAGAUGAGACAAAUAUUUGUAUCAUAUUGUUAAGAAAAGCAAUGCAGAAAAGUUGAUGAAAACGCCAUUCCGGCUA
Messenger RNA from Salvia hispanica, 659 nucleotides. RefSeq lists its product as uncharacterized. The record is from RefSeq and is a predicted model, not a curated record. NCBI's taxonomy places the organism in Eukaryota, Viridiplantae, Streptophyta, Magnoliopsida, Lamiales, Lamiaceae. Gene Ontology annotation, cellular component: nucleus; cytoplasm.